AUGUUAGCCCCCUUAUCUACAAGGAUAGGCCACAGCCUGGCCUGGUUUUUGCAGAUAGACCUGAAUCUGGGCCACGAUGCUAAGGAGGCUCCAAUUCCUAGAGUGGUAGAGGGUGAUGAUGGGGGCGGUCUGGGGACAUCAUAUAUUGAGUAUGAAAGAUAUAAUCUAAAAUGGUUGUAUGGAGACUUGGUCACAGGAAUCACGGUGGAGUGUGUCAUAAUUCCUCAAGGGAUGGCAUAUGCUAAGAUCACGCUCCUCCCUGUUGAAUUCGAUAUCUCAAUCAGUCCAGUAGCCGUAAUGUCCACACUAGUCAGCAACAUCUUAUCUAAAGCGCCAAAAAAUUCGAAAACUUUCCCCUAUUUAAAGGAUGAUAUCACUUCUUUCGUAGCCCUGGUUUGCGGUGGGAUCGUGAGCGUAAUGGGCCUUCUCCUUCCCAGUUUCAAUGUAGAAUACAUUACUCUUAUAGCAAUUAUCUCAUUCAUGACCAGCUCUGCUAUUAGUAUCGCAACGGGGCAGGUCUGCUCCCUGCUUGGUCUCUCCGGAUUUAAUACUUGUGACCCUACGUACAAGGGUAUUAUCAAUAUCCUAAAGCACCUUCACACAGCACAGUUGGAUGUGGCAAUGGGAUUAACCACCUGGUUCUUAUUGCACCUCAUUCAUUGGAAUACCAGCACCUACUUACAGAAGAGAUACCCGAGUCAUAAGAAGAAAUCAUGGUUUUUCAUCUCCACCUUGAGAACAGCAUUCCCAAGCCUGCUGUACACUGUAAUUACCUGGCUGGUGAAUCGGGGACAUGCCCCCAAGAAAGUACUUUUCAAGAUCUUCGGAACUGUCCCUUCCGGGUUCAAGCCCAUGGGUGUUCAAAAGGGAAAGGCCAAGAUUUUUAAAGUUUUCAUAGAUGAUUUGCAGGGGGCGGUUAUUGUACUAUUAUUGAGCAUAUUAUAUGCGAUUUUGAAUUCGUUUGGUAGAAUAAACAACUACUACAUUAACCCAUCUCAGGAACUUAUCGCGAUCGGGUCAAAAGCCGAUGUGCGCACACCCUUCGCUGGAUCCUCCACUGGUAUUGUCAUCCUACUGGCUAUUUACCUCCUGACCUCGGUCGAUCUGAUCACCCCCCUCAAUGCAGUGUACAAAUUCUGGUGCAUCUCCCCUCUAGAAGUGGUUGUCUUCUUCGCGGGUGUCAUUGUGAUGGUAUUCACGUCCAUUGAGAAUGGAAUCUAUGUUACAAUUGCGCUGUCUGCUGGCGUUAUGUUGUUCAGGAUUGCGAAGGUGAAGGGGUGUCUACUGGGUAAAGUUCAGGUCCGCUCGGCCACGGGUGCUAGUCUAUAUAGUGGCAGCGCUGCAAAGAAGACUCUGGGGUGCAGUCUUGAUGACAACAGUGCUAGAAACAUUUACUUACCAUUGGAUCUGGCUGACGGCUCAAACCCAAGCUUAAGGGUCGUAAGCCCAUAUCCAGGAAUCUUCAUUUACCGCUUCUCAGAAGGCUUCGUCUACACCAACGCCUCCCACUACACCGAAAACCUCCGUGACAAUCAUCGAUGCGGGAGACCAGGCCUGGAAUGA
This is a messenger RNA of Tuber melanosporum (Perigord truffle), 1563 nucleotides long. RefSeq lists its product as uncharacterized. The record is from RefSeq and is a predicted model, not a curated record. The coding region runs from base 1 to 1563 and encodes 520 amino acids. Gene Ontology annotation, biological process: transmembrane transport. Gene Ontology annotation, cellular component: membrane. The transcript has 10 exons. Lineage: Eukaryota; Fungi; Ascomycota; Pezizomycetes; Pezizales; Tuberaceae. Gene Ontology annotation, molecular function: sulfate transmembrane transporter activity.